Fusarium keratoplasticum is the source of this 1200-nucleotide messenger RNA. Its product is annotated as Deacetylase sirtuin-type domain-containing protein. The coding region runs from base 1 to 1200 and encodes 399 amino acids. Gene Ontology annotation, molecular function: NAD+ binding. Lineage: Eukaryota; Fungi; Ascomycota; Sordariomycetes; Hypocreales; Nectriaceae. The transcript has a single exon. The record is from RefSeq and is a predicted model, not a curated record.
AUGGUUCCAAUGAGGAAAUUUCGGAUCCCUUACACGGUCCUCCCCCCUCCGUCCACAGUAACGCCGGCUUCGGCCUCGACUCUGCCCGGCGCCGUUGAAGCCCUCCGCCGGUUCUUCGCCGCUCCGUCGCCGGCACAUCUCCCCUCCUCGGCCGUCGUCCUCACCGGCGCCGGCCUUUCGGUCGCCUCUGGUCUUGCCGACUACAGAGGGGACAAGGGCACUUACAGGGUCAACAAAACAUACCGCCCCAUUUACUAUUAUGAGUUUCUAAACAACCACGAGUCUCGCAAACGUUAUUGGGCUCGCAGCUUUCUCGGCUGGUCCAAUCUUCACAAGGCGGCACCAAACAGCGGCCACUAUGCCAUCAGAGAUUUGGGUGACAUCGGCCUUGUACGGAGCGUCAUAACUCAAAAUGUCGACUCUUUUCACUCAAUGGCUCAUCCCGAUUUACCAACCCUCGAGUUACACGGAUAUCUAAGAUCCAUUGUCUGCACGACAUGUUCUACCGAGUAUUCGCGAGAUGAGUUUCAACAGGACCUCGCCCGCCUCAACCCACGAUGGGCCGCUCUGCUAAACGACGCCCUAGCUUCGGGUGCUCUAAAUACAGAAGAUCCCGAUGAGCGGAGAUUCAAGGGAAUCAAGAUGAAUCCCGACGGUGACGUUGACCUGCCCGAUGCCCCUUAUACAACCUUCAGAUAUCCAUCAUGCCCCAAAUGCUUAUCCAGCCCGCCCAUAAACGCAGGUGGCCAUCGACAUGUCGUCGAUGUCGACCCUGACGGAGCUUGGGUACCCCCCAGCACCGCAGGCGUCUUGAAACCUGCUGUUGUCAUGUUUGGGGAGAGCAUCGCCAAUGGCGUCAAGCAUGCCGCUGAGGAAGCCAUCGACAGUGCCGGGAAGCUGCUUAUUGUGGGCACCUCGCUCGCCACGUACUCAGCUUGGAGGCUUGCCAAAAGAGCCCAGGAUCGAUGUAUGCCCAUUGCUGUUAUUAGCAUGGGUGGAAUCAGAGGCGAGGAUAAGUUAUUUGUCGACAUAGAUCCGAACCAACAGGGUGAGCAAGGUGUGAGAGUUGCUUUGUCGACAGAUGACCUUCUCCCGGCUCUGCUCUCGGCACUGCGUAAUGAUGUGCUUCCGUCGAGGAGAUCGGCCUCAUUGGAAGCGUCGAUAGGGAACCCUGGUGUCUUUAAGGACAUGCUAUCUUAA